UUUCCUCUCUGCAUCCUGAUUGGAUGUUGCUGCUCUCCUUCACGCAUACCCAUGUGACCAUCACUGUGACACUUGCCCUGCUUUUCAUUCCCAAGUUUCUCUAUGUGUCUAAGCCGGGGAGAGAGGAGAUUGCAGCGGAGGUUUAUGAAGAUGAAGUCGACCUGCGGCGCUCCGGCUCGUACCUCAACAGCAGUUUUCACUCUGCUUGGAGUGAACACAGUGGAGUGGACCCGGAUGACUUCAGGGAUGAACUGAAGAAGUUAUAUGUCCAGUUAGAAGUCCACAAGACCAAGAAGAUGACGGCAAAAAACCCUCAUCUGUCAAAGAAGCGAAGUUCUCGAUGCGCAUUAGGAAGAUCUAUCAUUAGACGCAUUGCUGAGAUCCCAGAAAGCAUGAGCCGACGGUGCAGCCGCGACGACAGAGAGGGCUCCCUCCGAAGUAAAAGUGAGCAUCAGUCUGAGUCCUCCAAAAGAGCUCCAGAUUCUGUCACUAUCGGCCUCAAAAGUUCAAUGAAGUACCCAUCACCGUACCCAUCACCAUACCCAUCACCAUACCCAUCACCAGCAAUGCGCAAGUCCCAGAGCGAUCAUCACUAUGUCAGGGAAAGAGACCCUUCCUUGCGUGACUCCAUGUUAAUGGCCAACGCUUUGAAAAGGACUUCCCGUCAAUCAGAGACAGAUUCCUUGGAUAUUCCACUAGGGCUCUGCAAGUCAGCCAGUGCCCAAAAUCUGUCCAUUGAUAUCAAUCUCUUGCAUCCUGAUCACACCAGGCUUCAGAAAUCCAGGAGUCUAACUUCCGCUUCUAGGAGUUCAAUGGAGAACAUCCCCAAGGUUACCAGAGCCAGCACAGUGCUGAAACAUUCGGGACAGAGCCUUUCCAUCAGUGAACAGACCAGAAGUGCCCUCCAGUCAGGGUCUUUUGACAAGUCUGGUGUAUGUCCUUGGGAUGAGGAGCAAGAACAGUCAGGGGACAAGAACCAGAAACAUGUGACCUACGCAAACUCAAUGAAGAGUGAAGACAAUGGGGCGAUAUCUCCAAAAGUGCUCGUCUGUCCCUGGGAGAAAUUACCACCUGUAGAGAAGAAGCCUUCAGAAGAUAGCGAAACAUUUGAAACGGACUACCGAAAACCGCAGGCGUCUGUUUCUGCAAGUGCACCUUGCACUCCGAGACCAAAAUUCACAAAAUAUCAACGCGUCUUCUCCUUCCGGACCGCCACCUCUACGUGGCUCUCUGUGAAAACAGCAAUGGAAAUCAAGAAGGCUCACAACAAAGAGUCUCAACUUUAA
Notothenia coriiceps (black rockcod) is the source of this 1286-nucleotide messenger RNA. RefSeq names its product probable G-protein coupled receptor 158. Bases 24 to 1286 code for a protein of 420 amino acids. The transcript has 4 exons. NCBI's taxonomy places the organism in Eukaryota, Metazoa, Chordata, Actinopteri, Perciformes, Nototheniidae. The record is from RefSeq and is a predicted model, not a curated record.